Limulus polyphemus (Atlantic horseshoe crab) is the source of this 640-nucleotide messenger RNA. RefSeq lists its product as uncharacterized. Lineage: Eukaryota; Metazoa; Arthropoda; Merostomata; Xiphosura; Limulidae. The record is from RefSeq and is a predicted model, not a curated record. The transcript has 3 exons. Bases 136 to 450 code for a protein of 104 amino acids.
AUGUGCUAUAGAUGGCGUCUUAGUUCAAGUAAAAGUUCUAGAAAUGAUUAAAAAUUUUACCAAAUAAACAAAAAGUAAAAAAAUAAGACAUCCAACGGGCGCCGUGACUGAUGAAACUGGGUGAACUGACAUAAAAUGAACAACUUAAACCAAUUGAAGCGACAGUACGGAGAAAAGCAUGUGGGAUUUGCUUCAUAUACUGAGUGUAUGUCUCGAGCUCUUUUGACUGGGCUUGCAUCUUUUGCCUUAACUGUCUCAGCAACAUAUAUUGGACAAACCCUGUUAAAGAAACAUCUCCCAUAUAGUCAGAAGUACUUUCUUCUGGCCCCUGUAGCCUUGGGAGUGACAGUAGCAUGGACGGUCACAGCUAGGAAGACAAGAAACUGUCAGGCUGCCUGGAUGUCCACAGAAGAGAAAAACACUUUUUUAUCUGACCAAAAUCAUCAAUAAGAUGAAAGAUAUGUACUAAUACGUAUACGUACUUAACCACAUGACUUGGUUAACGGAACAAGAAGGAUCAAGUUUGACUUAUAUUUUAAAGCAUACGAAAUAACUUAUAUGUAACCUCAUGCUAAGUCGUAGUUCUUGUAAUUUGGAAAGUAAAUAAAGUGAGACACCGCUCAGUGCUACCCCAUUUUAA